AUGUAGAAAAUAGCAUUGUACCUAUUUAUUAUUGCUACUAUAUUAAAUAUCUGUGUUACAGCUUAAAAAAGCGACUCAAAUAUUAAUAGAUUGCUGACACUUAAAAAGCCAUAAGUUUUAAAUCAAAAUCAAGAAUAUUAGCUUAAAAAGCAGAUUAAUCACUCAAAUCAUAUUAACUAAUUUAAAUAAGAUGAUAUUCAAUAUGAGGAAGGAGAUCCUUAGCCUGCUCCUGAACCAUAACCAGAACCUUAACCCGAUCCAUAACCUAAGCCAGAAGGAAAACCCGAUGAAGGUUCUCCUGAUAAUCCUAAUCCUCCAACAAGUAUUUGGGAUAGGUUAUGGUGGAGUUCUUAAUAGAAUUUAAUGUAUAAAUAUACAGGAUUGAUUAUUAUCUUACUUUGUAUUAUUUGA
Molecule: messenger RNA, 411 nt
Organism: Tetrahymena thermophila SB210
Lineage: Eukaryota; Ciliophora; Oligohymenophorea; Hymenostomatida; Tetrahymenidae
Product: transmembrane protein, putative
Exons: 1
Source: RefSeq, a predicted model, not a curated record